GCGGACACUAGCGGCAUCAACCCAAACACCAUGGUGCAUGCCGCGCUGUUGAUAUACUCGCGAGAAGCUGACGUCCUGUUUUUUCAGAGAUGGCCUUCGCACUGCUACAUCCUAGAAGUCGCCUAGGAUGAGGCUCAAGAGGAUCACUCCCAGGACGUGCCUUUGGCCGUUGGUCGGGUGUCUCGUCGCUACAUUCGCACUCAGUCUGGGUCUCACGUACAGAUCAAAUCACCACUGCUACGCCGGAACGUGCGGAGAGACACUGUUUCCCUUCCAAGCCCGGCUUCAUGUCGUCGUUUGGUAUGCCUGGGUUUCUCUUUCGGUCGCUGUUUUGGCAUUUCGCGCCUUCAGACCGGCGGUCCAUGGAUUCCUUCGCACGCAACUCGGAUUCCAGGUCCCAAUUCUCGGUAAACAGGUACGCAUCAGUGGGAUACUCAUCGUGCUAUGGGUGCUUGGACUCUAUGGAAUACUCAUCGGAGUGUGGUGGAUCAGACUCCGGGACUACUUUCAAGACCGCGGCGAGGGUUUACCGGGCAACAAUGUUGUGGCAGCCGUUGCAUUGACUGGACAUCUUGCCGAUGUGACCAUGGGCAUGGUCCUCCUGCCUGUAUCAAGAAACUCGGCGCUCGGAUCGUUCUUCAAGCUCUCACCGACGACGACCUUCACCUUUCACAUGAUCCAAGCGUACACGCUGUUUGGCCUGGUCAUGACACACGGAAUACUGUACGCAGUCUGGGUCGGCAUCUUCAACCAGCACCGACUGCGGAUCAAGCCAGUCUUCCCGGUCUUGAAUCCAACCUACGUGUUCAACGAAGUGUGGCCUGGUAACUCCUCAUCACUGGGGAUCUGGAAGGCAUCUUUGAUCUUUACAGGCUGCAUCUCCGGGAUCAUAAUGAUCAUGAUUUUCUGCACGAGCUUUCCACCCAUACGCCGCAAGCAUUUCAAUCUCUUCUACUUUACCCAUCUGCUCAGCAUCCCGGCCGUCAUUGUCAUCUGCCUCCACGCAAGCACAAUGUUCUACUGCACGAUACCAGGGCUGUCAAUGUGGCUCUUGGACUGGGGGAUGAGACUGUACGAUCUGAGUGGGAAGAUAGAUAGCAGACUGGAGCAUCUUGGGCGAGGUUGGUAUCGCCUCACGCUCCCACUCUCACGGAAACGGCUCACAGGGUGUGCGUGCCACUCCCCGCUCGCACAUUUCUACGUCCACCACUCCGACUCGUCGAUCCGCGAACUGCAUCCCUUCACGACAAUCACGCAUCUCGCCUCGCAGGAGCGGAUCGUACACGAAGGCGAGUCCUCGCUGAGCAUACAGUUUCUCUUCCGCAAGAGCGUCUCGGCACCGCUGGAGACGCUGACACCGGGGUCAGCGAAAAGACACAGCUAUCCGCAGUGGACAGCAAAGCUCGCAUCGCUUACCGCCAAUGAUGGCGAGGCAGCGAAUGGUGGAGACGUAGAGCGCUCGAACCCAGCGUCUCAGUCCAGAGACCCAACCCGACGAUCUUCAGUGUCGAGCACCACUCCAUUGAACCUGCGCCUCGAAGGCCCGUAUUUCACAAUGGCUACGCCGAGCAGAUACACUGCAGUGCUAUGUCUCGUUGCGGGCACCGGUCUCAGCGGCGCACUCGCAAUCGCCGCAGCCUUCAAAGCCGAAUGGGACGGCCCGUCGCAAUCAAACUGCGCCGUCGGAGGACAAGCAAUUCCCAGCGGAAGCAAAGAGUCGAGCGAUACAUGUGCGAUGGGCGCCCAAGCCCCCAUAGCGCCGAAAUGGAGGACAUGCAAGAUAGCAUGGAGUGUGCGAGAGGCCGACUACGUCGACAUGCCCAUGUUCUCAGAUCUCAAAUGCCCCGGACUCUCCAUCGAGGCACACCAGACAGGCACCGGACGGCCUCGACUGGAUAUCGCGCGCACUCUUCACGACGUGUGCAACGCAUCCGCAUCCGCAUCCGCACCCGACCCGAGCGCCGUUCCGGAGAAGCCACGGUCGAUCCGCAAGGAGAUUCGGAAGUCGCUCACGCCAUCUACGACGCACGAACGCAGCACCUGGGUCUAUAUCUCCGGGCCUGGGGGCUUCAUCGAUGCCGCAGAGGCCGAGUGCAGGAAGAUCGACGGGCUGGACUGGUUCGCGGCGCGCUGGGAUUGAUUGUCUUGGA
Molecule: messenger RNA, 2150 nt
Organism: Pseudovirgaria hyperparasitica
Lineage: Eukaryota; Fungi; Ascomycota; Dothideomycetes; Acrospermales; Acrospermaceae
Exons: 3
Coding region: 128-2140 (670 amino acids)
Cellular component (GO): plasma membrane
Source: RefSeq, a predicted model, not a curated record